This is a messenger RNA of Saxophila tyrrhenica, 2001 nucleotides long. RefSeq lists its product as uncharacterized. The coding region runs from base 1 to 2001 and encodes 666 amino acids. The transcript has a single exon. NCBI's taxonomy places the organism in Eukaryota, Fungi, Ascomycota, Dothideomycetes, Mycosphaerellales, Extremaceae. The record is from RefSeq and is a predicted model, not a curated record.
AUGCUCUGCCACCUCUGUGAGACGUUCUUGACCAACAUCCUCCACCAGGACUUUCAAACCUGGCGACGUGUCGAAGAGGGCUGGUUCACAUUCAAGCAUGGCAAUUAUGCUACUGUCGCUGCUGCCGCUGAGGCUGGCUGCAAAAUAUGUGGUCUUCUCAACCGCGUUCGUGAGGACAGGAUACCGAACUAUCUCGGUCUGAGUGAGAAGUGGCACGUUCAGUCGGCCUCAAUAGACGUGAAGUACGACUGUGCCCCUUACUCGCCCCCUACAGUCAGGAAGCCUGCAAUCAGAAAGCAGGUGGACGAGCAUAUUACGGGCAAGUACGCUUUUCAGCUCUUGACGCUGGCCCCAGACAUGUCGUGGAUUGCCUUUGAAUUGUUUCAUCCGAACGGUUCCGACGAGGGCGACUUUGCGCUCGCUGUAGAGAAUGAUCCAACAUCCGUGAAGGCCACAAGCAUAGCAAAGGAAUGGAUCGAUGGUUGCUCGACUGCUCACACUCACUGCCAACGGCCGGAUGACGCACGCUUACCUACGCGUGUGAUUGACGUGGGGCCUUCUGAUGAUUCUAUUCCGCGACUCCAUGUCGCUGGAGGACAGAAGAGUCGCUACGUGACACUCAGCCAUUGCUGGGGAACCGGGGAUAGACUCACUCUCACGAAGGGUCGCAUUCAUAAUCUCCAGCGAGCCAUAUCAUAUGGCCAGCUCCCUAGGACCUUCCAAGAUGCCAUCCGGUUGACAAGGGCACUUGGAAUACGCUAUCUGUGGCUCGACGCUCUGUGUAUCAUUCAGGACGACCAAGACGAUUGGCGCAGAGAAUCGGCUUCCAUGGGCGCAGUUUUCGAGAACGCCUUGUUCUCCAUCUCAGCUCUGACGGCCGUGGACAGCCACUCGGGCAUGCUCCACCACCGGUCGCCGCCCUCCAUCGAGUUACUGAUAGGAGAGGCACAGAUUGGCGUCCGAACGCGAGCCGAUACGCUGCCUCUUGCAUUACGCAGCGCAAGGCUCGAGACUCGUGCUUGGUGCUUCCAGGAACGACUUCUGCCAACAGCCAUCCUCCAUGUUGCCCCUGACCAAAUGCACUGGGAGUGUCGUAGUGGCCACUUCUCUGAAUCAUUUCCAGAUCUGCAGACAAAGAUCUUGACACCAUUCGAGCCAUUGAGAAUAUCAUUGCAAUCUAAAAGAGUGCGCAAUUAUGCUACAAUCGAUUGGCUCGAUCUUAUCAAAGAGUACAGCAACCGCGCCAUCACCAAGCCAUCUGACAGGCUUCCGGCGAUUGCAGGGGUUGUUGACAGGAUUGGAGGCUCUGAGGACGAUGUUAUGUACAUCCAGGGUCUGUGGUCCAACGGUUUCCACGAGCAGCUGUUGUGGCGACGUCGUGGGAAGCUCGCACAUACGACAGCAUCUUCGGGUGGAUAUGUCUCGAGCCAUUCAUCACCUAGUGCAGAGACCUCUGAAGGAGCGCCUUGUUCAUCCUGGAGCUGGGCAAGUGUCAACGAUGCCGUGGAGUGGCCGCUCAACCGGCGGAUGUCUUGCAAGCAACAAGUGACAAGUGCAGAUGCAGAGUUCAGCGAGAAGCCGUCCCAUGGAUAUCCCAUUGAGGGUACCGCACAACACAUUGGCCUCAAAGGGUUCAUGAAGCGCGGCUCCUGCAAGAUCUCCACGGCAGCGCCCAACAGUCCCAGCUGGGUUGUCUUCAAGCCUUCGGGCUCUCUGCUCAAACGUGGCAUGCUGAAUUGUUCCCUCGAUUAUUCUGACGAGCCUGUCGCCAAAAGCUGUUACUGUCUGCGGAUCACCAAGUGGUUGCAGGCAUCCACUAUACCAGGACCAAAGGCGUUCGUAAGCUACCUACUUCUCGAGAAGGUGGGAACGGCGGAGACCACAAGCCGCCUGCGUAUGGAGUACUCGACGUUCAAGCGCAUCGGGAUGGGGUUCGAUGAUGCAGAAAAGGUUGACAGGAUAUUUGCCAAUGCUGAAAGGCGUCAAUUGCGACUCAUCUAG